Molecule: messenger RNA, 6344 nt
Organism: Tachysurus vachellii
Lineage: Eukaryota; Metazoa; Chordata; Actinopteri; Siluriformes; Bagridae
Gene: abcd1
Product: ATP-binding cassette, sub-family D (ALD), member 1
Exons: 10
Coding region: 1332-3671 (779 amino acids)
Biological process (GO): peroxisome organization; very long-chain fatty acid catabolic process; fatty acid beta-oxidation
Cellular component (GO): peroxisomal membrane
Molecular function (GO): ABC-type transporter activity; ATP binding; ATP hydrolysis activity
Source: RefSeq, a predicted model, not a curated record
CCUGCUCCUAUUGGGCUACACUGCUGUAGUCUGAUACUCAGGCUAUGUGAAGACAAAUACAAAGAUCAAAUCUCAAAACGACACAAAGUUCCCUAAGUAGGCAGCAGGAACCAUUAUUUCACAUUAUAUCUAGUGCACAUAAACUAGGGAUCAGGAAGUCGUUUAGUAUUCAGCCACUACAGUCAACUCAACUUGUGGUCCACGAAGAAAAAGGGCUUGUUCUGCGCAAGGUUAAUUAUGGCUAUAAACAGCGUCGCUCACUCAUGACGAUGAUAAUCAGUCGGAUUGUAGAAACGUUUGUGAAUUAAAAUAAUAGAAGAUAAAGUUCUCUCAGAGUUCUAGCAGCUAGCAAACCGCACCAGUUAGCAUAGACACUUCCUUGAUGCUAUGGUGAGAUUUAGCUAGCAUUCGUCAACUUAUAAACGUAAGUAUGCCUUAAUAACACUGCUAUUUAACUCAUCACUAACCACGUUAAACUGUAAACUAGUUGUUCGGCUAUUAACCUACAUAAAUGUGAUUUAACUGCACUAGUGUUACCGGGGUUAGCUGUGUGUACAGUAGCUACAGUAGGAGGUCAUUUGUUUCCACAGCAACUAGCUGAUUAUAAACCUUAUAAAUAUUAGCGUUUGUUAUUGUUUAUACGUCCUGAUGUUGGGAAAGUACACGACAUAGCUUUAGUAAACAUUGUCAACAUACAACUAGUUAACUAGUGAUCUAACGACUUAGUUAUCUUUGUUUUACUUCAUAUCGUGUACAAGCUCACGUUGCUAACAACUGUGUUAAACUUGUGUUAAGUUUGUUUUUGUUUUGUUUUUGCUUGGAAUAUUUUUUAGUUUGAAUGGUUUGUGAAAUUUGAGGUGUGAAAUUAUUUUUAUUUUUCACCCUUAUUUAGCUACAUCAGGGGUCAAAAACUACAAACCGACUAAAGUCUUGCACCCAAACUACCCUGUCUUUCUCCUUUGGUUACUCAGAGAACCAUUUCACAACGUUGUGGGAACGUUUUAUUUUGGUUAGUAAAGGUACGUUCAUAAAAAAAAAGUUCUUUUUUUAUUUUAUUAUUAUUAUUUUUUUUUAAGUAAACAAAUUUCUACUAACUUGCAUUGGGAACUACAAAAAAAAAAAGGUUUAUAAUACGACUUGCAAAAAACGUGUAAAAAAAGGCUUUACGUUCAUCGUCACGUUAAAUUCGUCUUCCAAAAUUCAGAAACUUGAAUGUUACACACUUGUCCUGAUUAGUAUGCGUGAAACCGCACUAGCUCGCCUUAACUAGUGUCUCGGCCGUGCUCUGCGAGGUAAAUAAAUAAAUAAAUAAAUAAAUAAAUUAAAUAAAUAUGCCUGUAGUAUAUUCAAAACUUCCCUCGCAACUGAAGAGGUCUUCAGCAGCCAAGAAAGUGGUGUUCCUUCUCGUCGCUGCGUACGGAGUGAAAAGACUCUACCCGUACGUUUCUGAAAGACUUAAAGGACGUCCAGAUCCUCAGGACGGCAGACCGAACGUGCGUCACACGAACGGAGAGCCGGCGGAGGUCACGGAGAGACGAAAGAGGAAGAGAAACUCACCUGCUCUGAAUCGAGAAUUCCUCUUGCGCUUAAAGCGGCUCCUGAGCAUCCUUUUCCCUCGUUUUUUCUGCAAAGAGCUGGGACUUCUGGGUUUUCACUCACUGGCUCUGAUCUCGCGCACAUUUCUGUCUAUUUACGUCGCCAACUUGGACGGUAAAAUAGUGAAGACCAUAGUGAAAAAAGACCCCCAGGCUUUUGUGUGGGAGUUAACCAAAUGGCUCCUGAUCGCUAUCCCGGCGACGUUUGUAAACAGCGCUAUCCGUUAUCUGGAAGGCCAGCUAACUCUGGCGUUUCGCACCAGGCUGGUGAGCCAUGCCUACCAGCUUUACUUCAGCAACCAGACCUAUUAUCGCGUCAGCAACAUGGACGGCAGGCUGGCCAACCCGGACCAGUCUCUGACGGAGGACGUUGUGAUGUUCGCCGGCUCUGUGGCCCACCUGUACUCCAACCUGACGAAGCCCUGCCUGGACGUAGUGAUGACCUGCUACACGCUGAUCAAAACUGCACAGUCUAAAGGUGCCAACACGACUUGGCCGUCGGUGAUCGCCGGCAUCGUGGUGGCGCUCACGGCCAAAAUCCUGCGGGCGUUUUCCCCGCGCUUCGGCAAGCUGGUGGCCGAGGAGGCCAAGAGGAAAGGGGACUUGAGGUACAUGCAUUCACGCAUCAUCGCCAACUCGGAGGAGAUCGCCUUCUACGGGGGUCACAAGGUGGAGAUGUCGCAGCUGCAGCGGAGCUACACGGCGCUGCGCUCGCAGAUCAACCUCAUCCUCUUCAAGCGGCUGUGGUACGUCAUGCUCGAACAGUUCCUCAUGAAGUACCUGUGGAGCGCCUCGGGUCUCGUCAUGGUAGCCGUGCCCAUCAUCACCGCUCCAGGGUACUCCUCACACGAUUCAGAAGACUUGAAGCAGACAGUGAUGGGGAUGAAGGAGGAAGAACUGGUGAGCGAGCGCACAGAGGCCUUUACCACAGCCAGGAACCUUUUAAACGCAGGAGCCGACGCCGUGGAACGAAUUAUGAGCUCGUACAAGGAGGUGACGGAGCUGGCAGGCUACACGGCGCGUGUGUACGAGAUGUUUAACGUGUUCGAGGAGGUGGGCGUCGGUGUGUAUCGCCGGUCGGACAAGGACCCGCAGGGCACAGAGAACCCUGGCGGCUCGAGUGAGGUGAAACACGGUACGAGGUUGGAGGGACCUUUACACAUCAGAGGUCAAGUCAUCGACGUGGAGCAAGGCAUCAGGUGUGAGAACUUGCCUAUUAUAACACCCACAGGUGACGUCGUAGCCUCCAGCCUCAACAUCAAGGUGGACGAAGGAAUGCAUCUGUUAAUCACGGGCCCGAACGGCUGCGGAAAAAGCUCUCUGUUUCGGAUCCUGAGCGGCCUGUGGCCCGUGUACAGCGGAGUGCUGUAUAAACCUCCGCCGAAGCACAUGUUCUACAUCCCACAGAGGCCAUACAUGUCCGUGGGCACUCUGCGGGAUCAGGUGAUUUAUCCCGACACGGAUCAGGAGAUGCGGGAACGAGGCUUCACCGAUCAGCAGCUGGAGGGAAUCCUGCGCACCGUCAACCUCCUCUAUAUCCUCGAGCGGGAGGGAGGUUGGGAUGCAGAGAGUGACUGGAAGGACGUUCUGUCUGGAGGAGAGAAGCAGAGAAUGGGCAUGGCUCGGAUGUUCUACCACAAGCCCAAAUACGCUCUCUUGGACGAAUGCACCAGCGCCGUUAGUAUCGACGUGGAGGGGAAAAUCUUUGAAGCUGCUAAGGAUGCUGGGAUCGCGCUUCUCUCGAUCACACACCGUCCGUCUCUGUGGAAGUACCACACCCACCUGCUGCAGUUUGACGGCGAGGGCGGCUGGCGCUUCGAAAGGCUGGACGCAUCCACGCGUGUCUCGCUGCAGGACGAGAAGCUGCGGUUAGAGACCCAGCUCUCAGGGAUCCCCAAGAUGCAGCAGCGUCUGUCUGAACUGUGCAGCAUUCUUGGUGAAAACAGCAAUGUGCUGAGCCCCACGGAGACGGAGGGGGAACGACAGGGGGGGGAGGAGAAAGAGAGGAAGCAGCAGGAGGAGAGGGAGGAGAAAGACGCGCUCCCCGGUGAACAGGGACGAGGCCUUAUGGAGUGAUUCGAUGCCAGGAGACGGAGAGAACGAUUUCAAAGCCAGCUGUUUAUGUGAACGUGUCUGUGCGUGCGAAUGUGUGUUUGUGUGUCUGUGCAAGUGUGCAGAUCCAUAUACAUGGGUUAAGAAUCUCAGAUCAAAAUGAUUAACUCUGAUGUGGUCUUCAGGGACUUACCUUAAUUGGGUUUUCCACUGCAUUCCUGUUUGUGCGUGUUUGUGUGUGUGCGUGUGUGUGUAUGUGCGUGUGCGUGUGUGUGCGUGUGUGUGCGUGUGUGUGCGUGUAUGUGCGUGUGUGUGUGUGUGUGUGUUAGAUAUGGGAAAAAGCAUGAGGCUGGUGCCAGUUCUUGCAGGUGCAGCAGAUGAUGAAAGCUGCUCAGUCCCAUGUUAUUACAAUUCUCUACCGAAUUUGCACAAACUCUCAGGCUCUGUGUGUGUGUGUGUGUGUGAGUAAGUGAGAAAAGAGAGAAGGGAGGUGUUUGAGAAAGGCUUGCUGUCAGACCACUGACUGCAGUUGUGUUUUAAUAACAGUCUCUGGUAUAAUGCUGGUAUAACGUUAGGGAUCACCACUCGGCUCUGUAGGCUUCUUUCUGUGCCGUGUUUCUGUACAAAGCGUAGACGGUUUGAGUUGUAAACCCUGUCAGAAUGAUAACCACCACACAGUUUGACAGAGUGGUUUGUGAAACUAUGAAUCAGGGUUGGGCGAUUACGCCAAAACUCGCAUCACGAUGCUUAGGAAUUUAGUUAUAGUCUAGCCGCGAAUCCCCAAAUCGUACGACGGUUAGGUAUCUUAAAGCAUAAAGCCUUUUGUUAGCACCCUUGCAGGAGAGCGCUAGCUGUACUGUGCUGGAUUCCCAGGCUAAGAAACUCCACCAGACAGGGUGUCAUAGGACAGUUCAGUAUCAGAUCAGUCGUCUGUAACUAAGCACUUAGUUUCUCUUUAAUCAGGGUGUACAGAGCACUUAACAUACUCAUAUGGGGGCGGAGCCAGAACGGGUGCAGUUUGUCGAUUGGUCGAACAAGCGCUAAUUAAAUGACUGGGCCAUGGAUUUCUACGGACUACGGAAAGAGCAAAACCGUAACCCAAAAAUAUCACUUUAUUUUUACAUCAUCUGUUGAACGUUUGCUUUUUUUUUUUUUUGUUUGUUUGUUUUUUUUUGUUUCACUGACUUAGAAUUUAACAUGAAAGUUAUAAGUAAGUAAUAAAAUGUGAACGUGGAUGCGCUGUUAUAGAAGGACAAUGAACAACACAUCAUCGUGUGAUGCUAUCAGCCCGAAGUCACACAGCGAUCUGUUCCUCUUAAACCACUUACUUGCCAACAGUUGCAAUUAGAAUUUAUUAACGAACAUCACAUCUACGGUCGGUUCGCUCGGAUCAUACGGAGCGUCCGCCGCAGGGGUAGCCGUCGCUAUAGAUACGAUAACGUAUUAGAUCGAAGGCAUUAAUAUAAACCUGCGAUUUGUCUUAGAGCUGGCAGUACAAUCAGAAAGUUAAUUAAGAAAAUUAAUCAAAACCUUCUGACCAAUCAGGAUUUAGAUAGCUAUAAUAAAUCUCCUAAAGGUUUUAAUGUCCAACUCGCUGUUUUUUUUUUUGUUUUGUUUUGUUUUGUUUUUUUAGUAAUUAAAAAUCAGUCAGUGUUAUAAACAUAUUUAUAACCAUGCUAAAAAAAAAAACAAAAAAAAAAACGCAUACAUAUGGUGUCUCACUAUGUUGAAGUUAUGUUGUCAUAUUUCUCAGCCCUACUGUGACUGGUUUAGCGAACGACUAAAUGAGGCGUGGAGCGGCGACCCCACGAUAAACGGUCACGUCUACUGCCGAGGUCACCACGGUCCACUCGGCGUGAGCUGCCUGCGAGGACGUUCUCUAACUUCACUUGUUUUAUCUUUGCCGUAGGCUUCCGUAGCGAAUUGAAUUAAUCCAUCACUUUAGAUGCAUCUGGAGUUUCACUUUUAUUACACGGUCUCUGGGCUGCGGUAGAUUCAGCAGACCUUUUUUAGACUUUAAAGGUGUUCGUUUAAUCGUAGCGGUGUGAGAACCCGAGCUCUAACGUUUUUGCACACGAUUACGUCGCAUACGUACAGUAAAUGUCAGUUUGAGCCAUUAAUGCUGUCUGAUCUGUCAGAAAUACAUCAUGAGGUUUAAUACAAUCUUGUUCUAACGGUGAACGUUAUUUUAUUUGAUUACCUCCUUUUGUAUAUCAUUAAAGUGUCCUUUCGAUUUCACAUUUAAAAAAAAAAAAAAAAACUUCUUACUUUGUCGAAUUUUUAACUCAGUCAAUUGACAUAUUUGAUUGUAGCCAAAUAUUAAUCGCUAUGUUUAAAAAAAUAGAUUUUUUUUAUCGUGCCCCAGACCCCAGAAAUAAGUCCGAUUUUGCACAAAUGGCUUCGUAUCGCGAAUCAGCGAUACCGUAAUAAUCCGAUGAUAAUCCAAACGAAUGUUCCAUGUAGAUUAUGUGCUGAUUUUCACAUUCAAACUUAUCAAACUAACAUUUUUUUACUUUUAUUUUUUACAAACGUUAACUUCGGAUAUAUUUCGACUGUGUGAUCUCAUUGCUGUCAGUGAUAGAGAUUUAAUUUGCACAUUUUGCCUGCAUGACUUUAGAUUAUUUUCCUACGUCAAUGGAUCUAAUAAAUUAUGUUGUUUAGGAAUCCACACACUCUGCUUGGAUGCUUUCGCUUUCA